AUGGAUAAUACCGAUUUGUAUAAAUUAUUAUUAAUUGGUGAUUCAAGCGUUGGAAAGACCUCUCUUUUAUUAAGAUUUGCUGAUGGCACAUUUCAAGAAACAUCUGUCAAUAUGACAUCAGUUGAUAAUUGGGAUACUGCAGGUCAAGAAAGAUUUAGAACCAUUACAUCCUCAUUUUAUAGAGGAGCUCAUGGUGUUUUAAUAGUGUACGAUAUGACCGAUCAAACAUCAUUUAACAAUGUAAAAUUAUGGUUGGAAGAGAUAAAGAGAUAUUCUGCUAUUGGUGUCAGCAAAGUUUUGGUUGGUAAUAAGUUUGAUCUUGAUGAUAGAAAAGUAGUCUCCACAACAGCUGCCAAAGAAUAUGCAGAUUCACAGGGUAUACCAUUUAUCGAAACUAGUGCAAAGACUGGAUUUAAUGUUGAACAGAUUUUUAUGACAAUUGCAAACGAUAUACAUAGAGCUCCAAUGGGAGGCAUUUCUCAGGGUAGAGCUGGAGGAGAAUUAAUCAGUAGAAUUUAA
Molecule: messenger RNA, 519 nt
Organism: Cavenderia fasciculata
Lineage: Eukaryota; Evosea; Eumycetozoa; Acytosteliales; Cavenderiaceae
Gene: rabG1
Product: Rab GTPase
Exons: 6
Coding region: 1-519 (172 amino acids)
Molecular function (GO): GTP binding; GTPase activity
Source: RefSeq, a predicted model, not a curated record